Pieris rapae (cabbage white) is the source of this 2069-nucleotide messenger RNA. RefSeq names its product upstream activation factor subunit spp27 (gene Non2). Gene Ontology annotation, cellular component: nucleus. Lineage: Eukaryota; Metazoa; Arthropoda; Insecta; Lepidoptera; Pieridae. Bases 108 to 686 code for a protein of 192 amino acids. The record is from RefSeq and is a predicted model, not a curated record. The transcript has 4 exons.
CUGCGCCUUUGCUUCAUUUCGCGACGCUGCCGUGUAGCAUCUAGCGCGUAGGUAUAUUAUUGUGUGGCUACUUUUUGUCAUAUUGUGGCCGCCGGAAUUUUAGGAAAAUGGCAGACGUAUCUGACGAAAACCUCCAAAAAGAAAUUUUAAAGAUUCUUGAAAAAGCAAACUUAGCAAAAACAUCAACCAAGAAAGUGAGACAGAAGUUGGAGGAGGUAUUUGACACUGACCUGACUGAUAAGAAAGAGUUGAUUGACCAAUAUGUUAUGGACUAUGUCAAUAAAAUGGAUUCAGAGAAUUCAGAUAGUGCUGAAGAAGAAUCUGAUGAAAAGAAAAAGCCUGCACCCAAGAAAAGAAAGAAGAGGAAGGGAUCAGAUUCAGAUAGUGAUUGGGUGAAGAAAAAACCUAAAAAGCAGGCUGCAGCAGGGGCCGGACGUGGCAAAGGCAGUGGCUACACUCGCGCAUACAAACUAUCACCAGCCUUAGCUGAAUUAAUGGGGCAGGAAGAGAUGCCACGACACGAAGUUGUGAAACGUGUAUGGACCAUCAUCAAAGAGAAAAACUUAUAUGAUCCCUCUAACAAACAAUAUGCCAUAUGCGAUGAAGCCCUUUAUAAGGUUAUAGGCACUAAGCGAUUCCGAACAUUCGGUAUGAUGAAAUAUUUGAAAACCCAUUUCUUAGAUUAAUUAACCAUUAAUUAAGUAGCUACUAUGAGCCGUGGUAAAGCCAUCAAAGUUUGCUUGCUCGCUUGACAAUCUUUCGUUAACAUUCUUGUGUGGGAAAUAGUUACUUUUAUUGUGACUUCCAUCAGUAAUCUGUAAUUUUUUAUAGCAAUCCCGCAUCCAUGAUGACUUUCAUGGUCGCGACACUAGAUGACACUAGACUGCGGUUACUGAAAUAUAAUUGCUAUUAAAAGUUAUAGGAGUAGCCACGCUUGACAUAAAACAGCUAAGAAAAUUUAUUUUAUAGCAUAUUAUUUGUCAAACAUUAAUUUAUGUAUUACAUGCAAGGUUUUGAUCUAAACUUAGAUAUUAAUAGGAUAUUUUCAUUAUUAUGCAAUUUGUACUCUAGGUACCAUUUUUAUAUUUUAGUUUCAGCAUAUAUUGAAGAAUUAUGUUUAUACCACAAAUCUUACACAUAAUUCAUUUAUUAAGAACUGGAAGAUUCGGAUAAUGUUUAAAUUGUAAACUAAUCCUUAUAUUUUUGUUCCUAUAUUGUUCCUUUUGAAAUUUUAUUUCAUUAUUUUCUUACUAAAAUAAUUAAAAUUGAUUGUUUUUGUUUGCGACAUAUAUGCGAUCCCUCCCAAGCAUUCGGUGAUUUAUAUCUAAGAGUAAGCUAAAACAAACUCAUAUUGGAUAAAUUAUCAGUUUAAAUUGAUAGUGUUCAUAAAAUUAAGAAAAAUUAAUGUAUAAUUCAAACUAUUUUGUCUACCAGAUAUUUAACAACAAUUAAAAUGUUCGGCAAAAAAUCGAAGGGGUUACUGUCAAUUUAGAUCAUGUUAAAUCAUUCUUAUUUAAUUGCUUAGUAUAUAGAGUUAAAUUUGACAAAAUAAUAGAUCUUGCCUUUGAACAUAUAAGCUUUAUUAUUGUACAAACACCUUGUGUAAUUUGUCAAAUAAUAUUUAAAAUUACCAAUAGUAAUUAAUACGAGAAGUAAAUAUUUCGUAAUUACGAGAAACAUUUAUUGAAAAAUCUGGUUUUCAUAGAAAACUUUGUUCUAAAUUUCUAUCGGCCUUAUCACAAAACUGGUACUAUAAUUGCAUAAAAAGGUAAUAGAUAAAAUAAUUGCAAAUAUUAUGUAUCUGUAGAUUUCAUUGCUACGAAAAACAAAUAAAAUCUUAUCAUUAACUUCGAUUCUCAGCAAGAGAUAUAGGUUAUUAUAAUAUAAGUAAAUAAUGUAUUGCUGCAUUUCUACAUUCUAAAUUGAAAUAAAAAUGUACAGAGAUAAACAUACAAGUUAUUCUGUUCUUGUAGUCUUUACUUGAAUAUGGAAAUGCAGUGUAUGAAAAUUAAAAUGAAGGUUGUAUAAAUAUCGCCGAGGGAUGAAUUAUCCAAUAAAAUAUAAAACUU